This is a messenger RNA of Pelobates cultripes (western spadefoot toad), 24200 nucleotides long. The record is from the annotation of a GenBank genome assembly. Lineage: Eukaryota; Metazoa; Chordata; Amphibia; Anura; Pelobatidae.
GGAGAUGGGAGGAGGGGCAAGCUCAGAGCAGCAGAGGUAUGUAAUAGUAAUAACAAAAAUUGUAUAAAGUACAAGUGACUCGUGAUAACAUUAAAUGUAUGCUUACUAAUGCAAGGAGCUUAAAUCACAAAACGGGGAAACUAGUGUAGUGGCAAUAGGGCACACUAAGCAAUAUGACAUAAUAGGCGUAACAGAAGCAUAGUGAGAGGAGACACUGGGCAGUUAACUUAAAUGGUUACACAUUAUUUAGGAAGGAUAGAAAAACAAAACAAAAAAAAGGUGGUUGGGUAUGUUUGUAUGUAGAGUUUGAUUGCUGGGAUGUAUGCACAUAUGCAUAUACAGUGUGCAGCACAUAAAUGCUGUAAGAAACACAAAUACACACACUGACACAUACACACUGACAGACAGACACACAGAUACAUACACAAACUCUGACAAUCGGAUGCACAAAAACAGGUGAACACACGAACAGCUAACACAUAUACACACACUGACAGAUACACACUAAGAUCCACACAUAUAGAUAACAUGUACACACCCAGAUAACACACAUAGACACAUAUACACACAGAUAAAACAUAUACACACAAAUAACACAUGCACACAUUACAUAUUUUGUAGCCACCCCCCUGCUUCCAUACAUUUUUAGUGCAGGAGGCAUCUGGUUGAGUGUGAUGGGAGUCUGGUCCAGGCUCUUCCUCCUAUCUGAUCCUGGCUCUCAGUGUCCCACCUCUCUGGUCCUCCCCUCUUUUCCAUGCGGCUUGUGGUAAGCUGGAAGGAAGUGAAUUGUUCUCACUUCCUACCAGCACAUUUUAGGUGAGGUGAAUGAGGUUGUACUGGCACCCGAUGGGCCACCCGAGCCCACGGGCCCCAGUGGUAGUUCCGCCACUGUUGAUGAGGAAAAACAGCUGUUCGAGCAAAUUGGGAAAUCUGCAUAUCUGGGUAACACGUUAAUUAUUGGAGAUUUUAAUUACCCAGACAUAAACUGGAAGAGUAGGACUAGUUUUGCAAGGAGAAGCAGGUUUUUGAAGCAGGUUUUUGUACCUGUUAAAUGAAACCUUCAUAUCACAACUGGCACAAGCACCAACGAGAAAGGACGCUUGUCUGGAUCUGGUUAUAACCAACAAUGUUAAUCUUUUGACCAACAUUGAAGUAGGGGAGAAAUAGUGAUCACAAUAUGGUUUCUUUUUAAAUAAAUGUAAAAAAGCAAAUGCACACAGGGUAUACUAAAACAUAAUUUAAAACAGGCCAAUUUCAAUAAGAAAAGUGCAGCUUUACAACACAUUGACUGGCAUUAAUGAUUUAGUGAUGAAAAACACUGAGGAUAAAUGGAAUAUCUUAAAACAAAUUUUAGAAAAGUACAUUUAUAAGUAUCUACUAUUGAGUAAUGAAUAUAAAAGAAACAAAUUGAAACCAAUGUGAUUUGGUUGGAAAGUGAAUCAAGAAAUUAAAAAUAAGUAAAGCUCAUUUAAAGCAUUAUAUAAGACAAAUCCUAUAAAAGAGAUAAGGAGGGGACGGAGCCUGAACGCCAAAGAGACCGGUCGCAAGCGCUUACAGCUCCGAGCCUUACCCAGUGAAACUAACAGCUGAACUAACCCCCCUCACUCCCUCAAAUGACAGAAGGUACCUAGAACUCACAUGGGACGAAAAUCCAAAAAAAGGUACCAAACAAGCCUGUCACAGGGCUCACCAUCGGGGAGAUGUGGAGGCAAACACGAGGCACCAGUGACCACAACAUGGCGGCCCUGCAUGGCGGGAUGCUCGGACUUCUCUGAGGAACUCUCGGAGGAGCUAGAGGAGCACUACCCGCAGACUCCAGCCCCAGCAGGACUGGGAAAGACACUGAACCAGUAACCACGGCAUUCCUCAAAGCACUAUUAGAGCAGACCUCCGACAACACAUCCACGCGGACGUUGUGGCACUGCGCGAGGACUUGCGAGGCCUGACAGGCCGCAUUGACAAAUUGGAAGGAACUGCCCAGUCCAACUCCCAGAGCAUUGCCAUGCUCCAGCAGGCCGCGCAGAACCUACAACUGCAGACCCUACAACUGCAGACCCAACAGUACAACUGCCGCCUGGCGGCACAAGAGGACUCCAGACGGACUCUUCCCCCAGGGCUCCACGCCAAACUCCUAUGCUGCGGUCACCACGUAACCCAGUGAGACCCUCACAAACUCAGUCAGUUCACCACACAAAAGUUCCUGGCAAUGGCUAACUCGUAUAAUUGGCAACCUGAAAACUGGGCAGACUCUCUUAAAAACAUCCCAAGGGGUGUGGCCUGACCAUCGAGGAGACUGGAUGUGUCCAGUGGUGUAUCCUGAUUUUGUGCUGGCCUAGGCUGGGGGGGGGGUCUCCCUCUCCCUGGGGAUCCAGUGGCUGCUUGGCUGCUGGGCGGUCGGCGCUGGCGAGGGAGCAUUUUUCCCUGAGCGCUCUGCUCAGCUCCCUUGCGCACCGCAGAGUGAUGCUGGGAGCCGGAAUAUGAUGGCAUCACUCUGCGGCGCGCGAGGGAGCUGAGAAGAGAGCUCACUAAUCAGUGCUCCCUUGCUGCCCGACCGGAUUGUUAGCCGCAAGGCUAACAAGACAUUUGCCCUGGGCAUUUGGGGGCGUCUCUUUUUGUCGCCCCCUGGAAAGUGCUGCUCACUAGAGUUCCACUCUAAUUGCACUAAAAAAGCUAACAAAAGCAACCUUUUUUAAAGUUUAUCUCCCACCUUGCUCCUGGACAUGGAGAAGCAGGUGAAGAAAGGCAUGGAGUCCGGCGGCACUGUCCUCGACCUCCUUACGGCGCCAAAGCAGUACCGGCCAGGGAGUCAAGAUGGCGAUGGAGCGUCCCCGCAGGCAUCACCUUGUGCCGACAGAGAGGCCUCCUUCAUCGAACGAGACAAAGUACUGGCUACACUCGCGGAGGUCCGAGCUUACCUCGCAGGAGAAAUCGCCAAAUCAACCGCGGUCCUGAAGGCAGACAUAGGAGCCCUGGGAGAGCGUACCGCGAAGUUGGAGGAACGGAUGGAGGCAACACAGGCCCACAACGCAGUGAUCGACCGGGUGAACGGCAUAACAGCCCACAUGGUGGAAACAGACCUGGCCAUAGAAGAUAUGGCAAACCGGUCGCGGCGGAAUAAUCUCAGAGUACGGGGCCUGCUGGAGGGAAACGAUGAGGACCUGAGACCCUCCUGGGACAGCUUAGGACCCAUGAACAGAAACACCAAAUGACCCAGGCCCGAAGAGACAUACAGGCAGCUGGACACGGUAAGAAGAAACAUCCGUACAUUAAUGCUUGACGACACAGGGCCAUGAUCUUGUCCAAACAGAUGUAUUAUGAAAAGGCUAACAAGAUGGACACCCUCCUUGCCAGGACACUUCGACCCAGACAGGAAAGGUCACAUGUCACAGCCAUUAAACAUCCAGACGGCACGAUAAAAUCAAAGCCAAUAGACGUUGCUGAGGUCUUUGAGGACUUCUAUAAACGAUUAUACAAUCAUACACCGGAUGGGAAUAUCCACAAUCGACAAGAGAUGGACGACAUUCUUAAAUACUUACACGAUCUUGGGAUGACAAAAUUGAACAGAGAGGCAAUAAGAGACUUGCCGGCAGAAAUCACUGAGGACGAAGUGGAUAGAGCUAUAUCGGGCCUGAAAGGCAAUAGCGCGUCGGGACCAGAUGGCUUCGAUGGCACGUAUUAUAAGACAUUCAGGGAAGAUCUCACACCUCAAUUGGUGAGGCUAUUCGAUAGCCUGAGACAGGGUGGACACCUUAAUCCCGACAAGUCCCUAGCUACCAUCGUGUUGCUGCCCAAGCCAGGGAGAGAUCCACUCCAGCCAGAAAACUACAGGCCCAUAUCGUUAAUCAACCACGACUUGAAGAUACUGGCAAGGAUACAAGCCGAUAGGUUGAAUCCAUUGUUGAAUUCGCUCGAAUUGUUAGAUUUGGAAACAAGUGGCCACUGGGACGCCCACUUUGGUGUUCUCGAUCGAUGCCGAAAAAGCUUUUGAUAGGGUCCAGUGGCAAUUCCUGUUCUUACUGCUGACACACACGGGCUUACCCGAGGAAUACGCAUCUAUCAAAAAAGCAAUGUACCACAAUGUACGGGCACAGGUCCAGAUAACGGGAGCUCCAAUGAAACCAUUUAAGCUACACAACGGUACCAAGCAGGGGUGCCCACUUUCCCCCCUCCUCUUCGUUCUGGCACUAGAGCCUUUACUACAGGCGAUACGCAGGCACACGAAUAUUAGGGGAGUUCAAGUAGGAGACAGAGAAUUUACAGUCUCGGCCUACGCAGAUGAUGUUCUCCUAACCAUCACAAAUCCGAUGGAGUCGAUGGCAGCACUCCAGGAGGUAAAAAGGGUAUAUGGGGAGGUGUCCAGAUAUAAAGCGAAUAUACACAAAUCCAGCGCAAUGCCAAUCGGACUAACGGCGCUGGAUAUGGACCGGAUACGGGAAACCUACCAAGUAAGGAUGGAAACUGACUUUCUGAAAUACUUAGGCAUUCACCUAACAGCAGACCCCGGACGUUUAUACUCGGCCAAUUACACUCAACAGCUCAGGGCAUUAAUAGGCGACCUAGAAAAGUGGACAAACAAGCCUAUUUUGUGGAUAGGACGGAUCAAUUCCAUCAAAAUGAACAUCCUGCCGUGACCCCUAUUUUUACUCCAAGCAUUACCUGUACGUGUUACAAAAACGCAAGUGAUACCACUACAAAGAUCGAUCAGGGACUUCAUCUGGCAGAACAAGAGGCACAGAAUCUCCAGACAAGUCCUAUAUAGACGCAAAGAUAGAGGAGGGCUGGGUCUCUCGAACCUAUACUUCUAUUACAUCGCGGUUCAACUGACGCAAGUAGUCAUGUGGCAUUCACCACUGGAUGAAAGGAAGUGGGUGGAAAUAAGAAUCCAUACUGGUGGGAUCAGAUAUCCCGCAGUUCACGAUGUGGGUCCCUAAGGAAUGUAGACCCAUGAUACGAGUGACCUGUCCGGCCAUAAUCAACUCGCUACAUAUAUGGGAUACAACUAAUGUCAAGUAUGGGUUGGCAUCAUCACCCUCCCUCCUAACUCCACUAUUUAGAAACCGGGAGUUCCAACCCGGAAUGGCCCCCAGAGAAUUCCGUAAUAUAGAAAAAAACAGAUUACAGCGGAUAUGCCAUCUAUAUCGAAAUGGAGAGCUUGUCCAAUUUGAAGACCUCCAGCAGGGUAAUCACCUAACUCCAGCAGACUUUUUCCGAUAUAUCCAGCUACUCUAUUAUACCAGAAGACCACAUAUCAGAGGUGUAGCCCAAGGGAAGCUGACAUUCUACGAGAAAUUGUGCCUAGAUGGAGCGACACCUAAGGGAUUGAUCACACUCCUAUACGCACAUCUCAGUGCAGAAAAUAAAGAAUGGGGAAAACUGUCAUACACGGAUCAAUGGGAGGCAGACCUAGGAGAGGUAUUGGAAGGAAUCGAAUGGCAGGAGAUAUGGGAAGCGAAUAAAAAUGCCUCUAUAUGUGUCACACUCCAGGAACAGACAUGGAAAACCAUGUUCAGAUGGUACACUGUAAAGCUUUUUAAAAUGCACAAAUUGGACACGGACGACUGUUGGAGGGGAUGUGGAGCCCGAGGAACGUAUUUACACAUGUGGUGGGAAGGCACAAAGAUACACAGUUUCUGGAAGGUGGUGGAGGAUUUGCUGAAACAGAUCUUUGAUAGGCCCUUGGACAUGGACCCAUGGGUAUACCUGUUAAACAGAUCACUUGAAGGGUGGACCAGAAGAGAGCAGAAACUAGUACACAAGAUCAAGUUAAGCGCACGUAGAGCAAUAGCAACCAAAUGGCUCUCACCUGAGGGACCAGAGUUCCAGGGGGUAAUAUCCAGGAUUAGAGAAUGUAGAAUUAUGGACGAUCUGACAGCUAGGGUAGCGGGGACGACGGCAGCAUUCCAAAGACUUUGGGAACCACGGGAUAACAGCUUGGUGGGUUCAGGUGGAGACUGAGUGCGACCGGACAAGGGAGCGAAAUCAGGAUAGCAACAGAAGUCCCCCAGCCCCUCCUGAAGGAGAUAGUCUCUGCAAUAUAGUGGAGGAGUAGUUGCCUCCCUCCCCCCCCCCUUUUUCUGAUCCUAAACCCUUUUUCUUUUUUUUUUCUCAUCUUUUCCUCUUAGACGAUUGUCUUGUUUUUGUUUAAUUUUUGUCUUUUUUUUUUUCUCUUCUCCCUUGUUUUUCAAGGGGAUUGAAUUUUCCUUUUGCCAGGCAUGAUCAAACGGUUGGAGGAACAUGGAAGCCCAUGAGCAAGUUUAGUUUCGUGAAAGUUCAGGGUUUUCCUAUACUGCACUAGAGCCUGGCUCAAAAAACAAAAACCCCUCGGAGGGUGGCAGGUUUCAUUUGGAUCAAAGAAUUAGCUUGUGCUGUAUAAUUAUUAUGCAAAUUGUUACCAAGAGUGUAUUCAAGCUGGCUUCUGCGCAAGCCCAAGUAUUUUUACAUGUAUAUUUGCUUUCCCUACCAAGCAAAAAAUAAAGAAUAUAAAAAAAGAAAAAAAUCCCAAGGUCACACCUGAUCCUCACUGUAGAUACCACAGGUAUGCACUGCUCACUGUUCGUUGUGUACCAUUUCGUUUUCCUGAGUGGCAUACCAGGAGUACUUCCAUUGUUAGAUCACAACUACCCACGCAUACACCAGGACUGGUGCUCACCCACCAAGAGAUGUACAAAUCUUUCACCGGGAGGGGAAUUGGCCGGGAGCACACUGAACAGCCAGACGCAAUGGAGUGCAAUAUGGUGAACCCAUCCACAUAAGACUCACAUAGUGCUGGACUUCUGUUCUCAACCUCACUUUCAAGUUUUAGUUAAGUUGGUCUAGUGGAUUUUAAUGUUGUGGUUUUGGAACCAGGGGUGACUGCAUGACCAGCAGGCUUAGCCUGAAUGGGCCGCAAGUUAACAAGUAUCAAGAGGAUCAUGACAACAAAUACCCCCUCACAGGAGUAUAGAUACCACAUUAACCACAGGUAUGACAACACCUUUGAAUCCCACAUUGAACUCAGCCUCAGCGGGGUACCUAAUACCAUGGAAGGCCCUAAUCCCCGACCUGCACGACAAUUCAAAUAGCUACGAACACUCUACAUGUAACUUUUCCCAUCGACACGACGUGCAGUCUAACCCACUCGGACAUGGCACUAAGCCUAUGGCACUCGCUACCCUGGCCCGGGUUACCCUUUCCCCUAUAAUACUCAAACUUACACCUUAAUACGCAAUAUUACCCCCACUGCCAGAGACCAGUAUGAUGUCUGGAGUAAGGGCCAAAAUCAGCGAGGCUCUCACACCCCGACUGACAGUAGGCAUAACGCCUCGACGCGCUCAUGACCCUAUUAUCACAAACUAUAUCCAACGAGACUUAGAUUCAGCACUCGCAGUAUAUGAAGCAUGGAAACUAAGCAUAGUAACCUGGGUCGUGAUAGCCUGAGCGAACAUUGGGUAGAGAGGGAUGGGUUAGCCAGACAGACUUAAUCGUGUCUUUUCAUUCGCCUCCCUCAUUCAACAAAUGCGAACCGCCCGGCUACCAAUGUAGAGAACAACACACAGACAGGGAGGGUUAUGUAUAUGAUUGAUGUUCAGGCUCAAUGCUCUUUGCCUGCAAUGCUCACCUGCGACACGUACCACCUGACCCGUACCCUGCUUCCCGAUAACUACCCUGCCCGCAAAUUUAACGUAAAGCACACAGCCAGUUGCUGUGGACUAAUUUGCUUUAGCCCAACCAAUAUACCCAACCCUGACGUCAGGUGGCAGGGCCAGAGCACCACUACGCCUUAUGAGCACCCGACACUGACAUGCCCACUCAGGCCUGUUUCCCCUGACGGCUACACCUUGAGACCUGGCUAUCAGCGGUAAUACUACUAACGGAAAGUUCAGUCAAUACAACGGGAUAUGUUCCUUGUUCCCCCUUUUGAAUAAUAGUACAGUAUCAUUUUAAGGGAUGACCCCGCCUGUGUUACCUUAAGAUUAGGCAUGUUUAUAUAGCACUGUUGACCAUUAUUUUGCCCAACAUGUACCUUGAGCGAGAACUUUAACUCACAAUACUUACAACGUGUAUAUUAUUCUGUGGUUUGACAUUAAUUAACACGUAAAAUGCCUGAUAAUUAUGCUUCUUUUCACUUUCCUUUAAAAAUGUGCACAAUUAUAUCCAUGCCAUAUUGUAUACUGUUAUCAAACGGUUUCCUACAGCUAUUGUGGCGUAGAAAGCCAAACUGUCAUUGCAUGCACUAACAAAAAUAAAGAAUAAAAAAAAAAAAAAGAGAUACGGAAGCCAAUGAUGCAAUGCAAACAAGUCAUUAGAUUGGCUAAACUAGAAUAUGGGAAAUUGAACCUAAAGAGACUAAACCAACGGUGCAUUUAGAACUAUAUGUGAGGAAUACACAGAGCAUUAGAUGUGGGUUAGGAACUACUGAAUUAAAACUUCCCACUCGUAUUCUUCUCACUUUUUCCUGCAGGGGCCAUUUGGAUAUUUAUAACCUUAUUCGCAGGACAUACAAAAUUAUCAACUUAAAAUUUAGCCUGUUAUAUUUGGUCAAACAUUUAAUUAAUUCACCCUUAAUUUGAUGGAUGGAAAUGCGUAUUGAUGAUGAAGCUACUUGCCACUGCUGCCCGGCCUCCACCCACGAUCGCGUAAAUUACAUCCAUUAUUAAGCUGCCUGCAGUGCCUGCUGUGAGUGACUCUAAGUUGUGUUGGCCACCCGGUGCCCCUCUUGCAUUGUCGCUCUAUGCGGACGCACACACAAAAGGCCUGCAUGGCUGUCUUAACAUUAUUAUAGACUCCCGGGUAAAGCAGAGCACUGGUCACUUCCUACACAAUCACUCACAGAAAUAAAAAUUGAAUUAUUGAUAAACUUAAGUUUAUAUUUAUUAGUACAUCCAACAAUUGCAAUACAUACACACAGACUGCUGAAUACAUUCACAAACUGCUGAAUACCCACACAGAGACAGACUGCCGAAUACAUAUACACAUACACUCUGCGAAUUACACACACAGACUGCUAAAAAAACACACACACACACACACACACACACACACAGACUGCUGUAUAUACACACACACACACACAGACUUCUGAAUACACACAGAUUGCUGAAUACAAGCACACAGACUACAGUGAAGGGUACAGUGUAUGUGCAAGGGGUGCUGUGUGUGUGUGAGGGGUGCAGUGUGUGUAUGAGGGGGUGUAAUGUGUGUGUGUAACAGGGUGCAGUGUUUGAGGGAGUGCAAUGUGUGUGUAGGGUCUAUAUUGUAAGUGGGAGGGUGAUCAGGGAGAAAAUUUAUAUUUUUUUCUUAAAAAGGUAAAGUAAAGCUUUAUGCCCCCUCCUUUUUCUUUCCUCUGGCCUGGAUGGAGGGGACAAAUCACUGCAAGUCCUGGUUGUCCAGUGGUGUCAUGUGCACUUUAGCCUGCAUCUCUGACUUCACUCUUUUCUUCCCGCGAGCACAGUGCUGUGUCAAAGCUUUGCCAUGGUAAUGUGAGGAAACACUCCAACCUUUCUGCUCGCGUGAGAAGCACAGUCUCCUGGGGCCUCCUCUUGGGUGCUACCUUCCUCCCUCUCCCCUAACAAACUACCAGAAGACCAGUCAGGGAGAUCUUUAAUCUCCCCACCAGCCCGAGAAAGGUAGACACAAUGGCCAGCUCUCCAUGGGCCAGACCAAAUGACUUUAUACGGAUGUUCCCCACCUCUGCUCUAGAGAUUCCCAUAACCUAUGUCUCAGUGGAUAUCAGACCAGUUAAUCACUCAUAAUAGUUUCUGCAACACCCUAUCCCUACGUAAAACUUUUCAUUCCAUAUACCAGCCUUAGACCUAUAUUUCUUAUUCUACCAGUCAACGCACUCACUGUGCCAGGAUCUGUUAUUUAAAACAUGGAUCUAUACAUGGAUCUGUUGUGUGAAGCAGUUUGUACACUCAGUGUACACAGAUCUUUUGUGUAAGCCAUUUUGUAUCCCCACUGGGCUAUGUGUGACAACAUGUGCUAGGGUUGUCCAGCUUCACUGGCUGUGUAUCUGUGGAAACCUACAGAGCAAGUUACUCUUGUUUGGUGAGAACAUUGCAAAUUAAUAACCUGCCUGACCAAUGUCCAGUGUGUGAAAGUCACAAGUUAAGUGACAAAGAGUGAGGCAGUAAAUUCUUGAGUUCAAUCAUUUACUUAAUUUUUAUUUUAGUGUUUUGUUUUUUUAUUAAUUUGCUUUUUUGUUUGGUUUUAUAACAAUUCGACAUAUACAGGAUGCACGAGCAUUAAGGUGACACGUGCAGUACAAUAAAGCAGGAUCACAGAACUGAGAGACCGCACAUAUCACAAUACAUGGGUUUCAGAUGUCAAGAGCUCAUUUUUCUGUAUGCGAACUGUAUAGGGUUGUGUUUCAAUGUUCACUACCUCUCAGAUACAUAUCAAUAGGACAGCAAUAUAUACAGACAUGUGUACACAUUGUAUAGUCCAUACACAACUAAAGAAAUGUAAAAAUAAAUCAAAAUGAAACAUAAUUUAAGAAAAGAAAAAUGAAAAUUAAACACAACGCAUAUUCUCAUGGUUUGAGGGGAUCAUAUUGGAAUACAUCAGGGAUUCAGUGCAAUACAAUUAGUGUGUUUCCCAACAUAGGUAAGUAUUAAGUAUAGGGAGUAGGAUCCUCUAUGGAUCAAUGAGUCUGGAGGUAAUGUGGGGUAUGGCCUUACUGUCGUCAGUAAUUAUGAUGGCCGACUCUGAGAUCUGGGGGUCCGUUCACCUGCCUGCUUACAAGGUACUGGUAUGUUGCUAGUUCCCUGGAUGAAAGGAACUACCGUCAGGGGAAGCGCCAUUUGGGCCUUGGGCUGAGGACCAGUAAUUCAGCCAUGGGGACAAGACUUUUAGAUACUUUAGUCUGCAUUCAUUGGCUGACCAAUGUAUGUCUUAAAUGUGUCUAAUGUCAUCUACUCGAUUAACCCAAUGUUCCACAGUGGGCACUGGCACCUUUUUCCAAUAUGCUGGGAUUAGGGCAUUCGCUUCACCUAAAAUGAGCAACAGUAGCUUCUGAUUGUGUGGGUUAGGAAAGGAGUUUGCCCAUCCUAAUAAGAUCUGAGAUUCUGUGAGAGUUGGGAUAGUUGGGUAAAUCAAGCAGAUGAUUCCGAUUAUCCGUCGCCAGAAUGGUUUUAUAUAGGCUGUAAGCUUGUGUGAGCAGGGCCCUCUUCAACCAAUUGUUCCUGUACGUUUUUGUAAUAGUCUCAUUUAUUGUUAAAUCUCCCCCUAAAAUGCUACAGAAUAUGCUGGCGCUAUAUAAAUACCAGUAAUAUUAAAAAUUAAUCACAAUGCCACCAUAAAUACUUUAUAGUCCCCUCUGUUCCCUGACAUAUCCAGCACAAAUUUCUGACUGUGGGUAGGAAAGAAUGUAAAAGGGAUGGGGUGGUCCUAUGCCAUCUCGUUAUACACUUAUAGAACGCUUCCCUUCUAGAUAGGCUAACUGAUGCCUGCAUUACCUGAGUGAAAAUAUGGGACCAGUCCAGGGCCGGCGCGUCCUAUAGGCGACUUAGGCGACAUAUUUUAGAGACCGGCAGGAGGGAUGUGCACAACGCUCCCUCCUGCCAGUCACUCAAUGUAGCGUGGCCGGGCAGCGCGGACGUGGUACAGGAGCUUAUGUUUCCUGUACCAUGGUCCGCGUCGCUCGGCCACUCUACAUAGGUAGGAGGCACAACAGGGAGGAAUGACCACUAAGGGGGGGAGGGAGGAAGGAGGACCGCUAAGGGGGGGAGUGAAGGACCACUAAGGGGGGAGAAGAGUGAGUGAGAGGACCACCAAAGGGGGACUGCAGAGGACCACUAAGGGGGUGGGGGGAGAGGGAGGACCACUAAGGGGAUGUGGGAGGAGGAUCACUAAGAGAAGGGGAGAGGGAGGACCACUAAGGGGGGGGGGGAGAGAACUAUGAAGGGGGAGUGAGAGACCACCAAGGGGGGACUGGAGAGGACCACUGAGAGGGGGAAGACCACUAAGGGAUGGGAGGGGAGGGGAGAGACCACUAAGGGGCAGAGGAUUGCUCUAAGGAUGGAGGGGUAGGGUAUAUCACUAAGGAACAGGGGAGAUCACUAAGGGACAGGACAGGUGGGGAGAGCACUAAUGGACUGGAGGGAAGGGAAUAUCACAAAGGGACAGGGGGCCAAGGUAGAGCACUAAGGAUCAGGAGGGGAGAACACUGAGGGACAGGAGGGGAGAUCACUAAUUUAUAGGAGGGGAGAGCACUAUAAAAAAUAAAUAAAAGAGCUGCUCCCCUCUCAGCCCUUAUUCUACCCCACAAACCCUCUCUUUUACACUACAUACAUACACUAUGCAUCCUUACACAUCCACAGAAACACACAAUGCAUCCCUACACACACACACAGAAACAUACAAUGCAUCCCUACUCACACACAGACACACCGAAACACAUAAUGCAUCCCUUACGCACAAACACACACACACACACACACUGCUUCUCUUACACACACAGAAACAAAAUGCAUCUCUUACACUCACUCAAUGCACCCCUUACAGACACACACACUGCAUUAAAUUUCAUACACAGAAACACACCUUGCAUUCCUUACAAACAAACACACACGGCAUCCCCUGUACACACACUACAUUCCUUACACAAAUUGGUAUCCCUAUACACUACAUUCCAUAACAACACACACACAUUACAUCCUCUACAAUAAUACAUAACACAUCCCCUACACACAUACACUCCACUCCCUGUGAGCGGAAUCAAGGGUAGGCCAUGUAGGUGGAUUUAUGGGCGGGUAUUGUAGGCAUACUCACGGUCAAGCCCUGCAGGCCCAGACCUUAAGCUGUGUAAGGGGCCCCAAAAAUGGAGCUGCUUCCUGUUCGUUAAUUGUUUUGAGCACUGUUACAAACAGUCUCCAGAGAGCCUCUUCUACACCAGACCUGUGGACCCAGACUACAGCCUGGGCCUAUCAUCAUCCUCUUGUCCUCAUCUGGUGGUAAGUAGGCAAUCCAGCUUAUUAUUAGUGGCACUAAUCUCUAAUUUACCUCAUUAUAGUCACUAUAGUAACCAAAACCACUGCAGCUUAAUGUAGUGGUUAUGGUGUCUAUAGCCUGUGCUGCAGGGUUUUUAAUGUAAACACACUGCCUAUUCAGAUAAAAGACACUUUGUGCUGAACUGGGAAUUUGUUGGCGCUAUAUAAAUAAUAAUAAAAACCAAACAAUAGGUAUCUGAAUCUCACGGAGUAGUAAAACACAAACAAAUACAAUGGGCUGCUUCACAACAAACAAUGAGCGACUAAUAUAUAUAUAUAUAACAUAUAGAUAAAAAAUGUGUGAGCGCUCCAAAUUCGCCCUAAGCAUGUCCAACUUACAGUAGAGUGAUAAUACUCGUUAAUACAAUUAGAGUAUAUAAUUAAACUGUCCAGACGCUUAAACACGCCAGCAAAUGAGUAAAAUUAAUUAAUUGCUAAAACACAAGCAAUACCAUGUGAACCAAUUAAUAAAAAAUCAUUCAAAACAAAUAAUUCAUACAGCAGACCGGGCUAAUAUGCGCUAUGCACAUCCCUCCUGCCGGUCUCUAAAAUAUGUCGCCUAAGUCGCCUAUAGGACGCGCCGGCCCUGGACUGGUCCCAUAUUUUCACUCAGGUAAUGCAGGCAUCAGUUAGCCUAUCUAGAAGGGAAGCUUUCUAUAAGUGUAUAACCAGAUAGCAUAGGACCAGACCACCCCAUCCCUAUUACAUUCUUUCCUACCCACAGUCAGAAAUUUGUGCUGGAUAUGUCAGGGAACAGAGGGGACUAUAAAGUAUUCAUGGUGGCAUUGUGAUUAAUUUUUAAUAUUACUGGUAUUUAUAUAGCGCCAGCAUAUUCUGUAGCAUUUUACAAUAUUAUCAAAGGGGAAGAUUUAACAAUAAAUGAGACUAUUACAAAAACUUACAGGAACAAUUGGUUGAAGAGGGCCCUGCUCACACAAGCUUACAGCCUAUAUAAAACCAUUCUGGCGUCGGAUAAUCGGAAUCAUCUGCUUGAUUUACCCAACUAUCCCAACUCUCACAGCAUCUCAGAUCUUAUUAGGAUGGACAAACUCCUUUCCUAACCCACACAAUAUAAUCUAAAUAUGUGCAAAAGUAUAUUUAUUCAAUGAUAAAACCUGUAUACUAGGUAUCAAAUAAGUACUAAAAAAUAUAUAUAAACAUCAAGUCAGAGAUACACAAACCAUCAAAUAAAAAACACAGCCGGUUAAGCAGAUACUAUGUUCUUAAAUGUAUCUUAAGGUCUCGAUAGAACUCAGUGGGAGGCCCCCUUCCCACCAGAGCGAUCUCCAAAAGAAAAGUAAGAAACACUGAUUCAUUGAUGAAAAAAAAGGCUGGCGUAAAAGCUCGUGAAUAAUAUGAGAUAAGGGACUUGCCGUCCUGGGGGAGUUAUUGGAGCUCUGAAACUUGCCCGGCUAGAUGGUAAAGCUAAGGGUGUAGAGGCGGAACUCCUAGGUCAAUAAUGAACAUAAGGAGAACACCCAGCAAAUUACCGGACAAAAAUGUGUCAUGGUUUCAUGCCUAGGGUUAUCCGAGAGUGCGUUCCUGAUCUUGAUUUUCUGGUAUUUGACUUUGGCUUUGUUUUGACUUCCCUGAAUUCUGGUAUCCUUGACUUUUGGCUUUCGCUCAUCUUUGUGUCUGAUUCUAUGUUCCUGACCUUAGCAAGUAUUUUGACUAUUCUUGGAGACGUUAAGUCCGGCCAUUCUAAGGUCCGUUUAUUUUUUAUCCUUAGUCCUAGGUGUGACACAGUACUGCGUGCUGGAUCAACCUGUAAUCCUGACACUCCCCUAAUGGACUGCAAGGUGGCCAGUGAGGGAGAUCUUUAAUUUGACAAACAGAAUUGGUGGCUCUCCAUAGGCCGGAAUAAAUGAUUUUGCCGACCACUCUUCCUCUAGAGGUUCCCAUAACCUCUGUCUUAGUGGAUAUCAGACCAUUCGGUCACUCAUAAUAGUUUCUCCAGCACCCUAUCCAUAUGUAAAACUUUCCAUUCCAUAUACCAGCCCUAGACCUAUAAUUCCUAUCCUACCAGUCAACGCACUCACUGUGCCAGGAUCUGUUAUUUAAAACACGGAUCUAUACAUGGAUCUGUUGUGUGAAGCAGUUUGAACACUCUGUGUACACAGAUCUUUUGUGUAAGCCAUUUUGUAUCCCCACUGGGCUAUGUGUGACAACAUGUGCCAGGGCUGUCCAGCUUCACUGGCUGUGUAUCUGUGGAAAUCUAUAGAGCACAGUUUGGUGAGAACAUUGCAAAUUAAUAACCUGCCUGAUCAAUGUCCAGUGUGUGAAAGUCACAAGUUAAGUGACAAAAAGUGAGGCAAUAAAUUCUUGAGUUCAAUUAUUUACUCGGGUCUUAUAUUUGUUACACCAGGGACCUUCCUCUAAUUUGUGCAUGCAUUCUUUAGUAGAGGAACACCAUGGAGAAGAUGUCUCCCAAUAGGAUACGUGUAGCUGUGAUCGGAGCCGGGGGAGCUGGUCUCUGUGCGGCCAGACAUCUCCUUUCACGUCCUCACACCUUCCAACCUCCAGUGGUGUUUGAGAUCUCUAGUCAGGUAGGUGGAACCUGGUUAUACACAGAGGUUUCAGAGAACGAAUCCCACCAACACUCCAGCACGUACAGAAACUUAAGGUAAGGAAAUAGGGCACCAGCUUGCAUGCCAUGUAUGACCGAGUGACAACGACAUGCUUAAUGUGUUAAUGGGUCAGUCCUGUGUAAAGGAACAAAAUGACAGUGACAUGCUUAAUGGGCUAAGUGUCACCCUGUAUAAAGUGACAGCUUGCUUAAUAGGUUUAAUUUUCAGGUGACCCAAUGACAGUGACAUGUUUAACGCGUAAACAUUAAAGACCCAAGUAAGAUUACUUAAUAGCAAUGGCAUGUUUAGAGCAGAUCCUUAACAUAUUAAUGACAGUGACAUCUUUAAUGAGUUAAUAAGUCAAUUGUCCACACAUGUUUCCCAUUGUUGAUUAGAUUACUUGUCUUGCUUUGUAUGAGAUAACAACAUGCAUUGGCUGCCUAUCAUUCAUAAGUAACUUGAAGCUUUCACGUCAUGCUGAGAAUCUUAUGAAAAAUUAUCACAGGUAGUAGCAAGGUGACCUGCUAUGUAACAAAUGUCAUGUACAUCAUACAUCAGGACCAACCUUCCCAAAGAGAUCAUGGAGUUCCCCGAUUUCAGCUUUGACCCAUCGCUUCCUUCUUUCAUCCAUCACAGUGAAGUUUUACGGUACUUGGAAGAAUACACAGACAACUUCAACAUACGGCCACACAUCAGGGUAAGACAUUUAUUGUGUAACCAAUCUACUGAGUGACAGGGUGACACAAUCAAAACAGCAGUAUGUAAGUGGAGUGCUAGACAGUAGGUGAACACAUUAUGCUCAGGAUAUAUGUGGAAAAUAAAUAUAUAGUGCAACACUGUGUUUUCAAUUUCUUGAUUGUAGUGGUUUAUAGAAGAUAUCAGAGGGUGAGUACUUUGCAAGUAACCCUUCAACUCCAGCAUCCAAAGCCUGAACCUCAAAAUAAACUCUUUACCAUUAUCCUAUGUCUAACUCGUCUUAAAACUAAACAUCUCAUGUACUUCAAUUCAAAAUGUAACCCAACUAAAGCUCUAUACUCAAUAAUCCUAAACAUCUUAUAUACUAAAAAUCUUCUAAACACCCUAUGUAAUCUAACUCUGACAUUAACACCUCUCUAACCUUAAAGCUCUCUGUCAUCGUCGUGGGGUCCAGUGGCUGAGCGCUCUUUGGAGGGGAUCUACAAUACCUUGGGAGGAACAAUCACUACCUAUGAGCUUCAACAACCAUCCAGAGACCACAAUAAAGUACCGGCAAAUAUCUAUAAUUGCCUGGAACUAUUUUCGGCAUUAGACCACGCUAGCAGUCAGUCUAAAAUUCUCAGGAAAUAUUGGGAUCCUAUACACAGAGUGGCAGAGUGUAAAAAGAAUAGUAAUGUGUACCGGACCUUAGAAUGCCCGUGCUGAGGUCACAAGGACGGAGAGUAAACAGGGACAAGCCGAGGUCAGUGGAGCCAGAAAUCAAGAACAGCGAGGGUACAAAAGCCGAGUCAAAGGGUAACAGAAGGUAAAGUAGUCAAACAAGCCAAAGUCAAAACCUAGAGUACAAUACAAGUAUAUAAAGUGCUAUUGGGACUGUAAGAACCCCAACAGGGCAGAGUGCCAUAAGUGAACCAACCUUUUAUAUUCUCUUUCUUUAAUUUUGAAGUCACGCCCCCAAAAAUUUGAUGUUUUAUAGGGCCUUUAUGUUAUUGGCGUCAUGACAUUGGCACGUACGCACCGCGGUAACAUCAUUUGCGUUAUGACGUCGGCACUCGUGGGCUGCGCCAUGUAAGCGGUCGGCUUUGGAACCGCUGGACGGAAACCUGGGACUGAGGAGAGGUUCCCUCUUUUGCAAAAAGUCCCCAACCCAGGUAAGCAUGGCAGUUACCCUGACAAAAAUUUAACGGGGUGGCGUUUCUCCAAACCUCAACGUAUCAGUGCGCUGUUUGGACAGAUUGGGCGCUCUAGCAAAAGCUAUCUGGGGAUAUAAGGCUUGUGACCAUUUUCAAUAUGUUUUUGGGGGAUUUUAUGUAUUUGGCUCUCUGUAUCCGGGAGAUAAUAAACUUACCAAGUUUUGACUCCAUUAUCUCCCAGACACAGAGACGCCUAGGUGGGAUCUGUGUGUAAAAGAAUAGAGACUGCCUGCAUUCUGAGCAAUAAAGACAGAUUAUUCUGUUACUGGGGGAACAGAGCUAUAUUAUAGCAGAGGUAACAAUUCGGGUUAGUAGUGGUCUGCUACAAAUAUAAUUUUAUUUUCUUUUUAGACCUGCAAUGUCCUAUUAGUAAAAUCAUUAUACUUACUUUAUCUGCCAUAUUUUGGGAUUGGUGAUCUGAGGACGCCUUAUAAUGCUGUGCCCUACACAAUAUAUAUCCCUGGGAAGUCACCAAGUGCCCUAACUGUCCAAAUGAUUGGAGAGAGCUCACACGCCCAGAGUACCCUCUGAUGCCACCUUGCCUCCCCGACCUUUCCUCCAAACAGUGCUCUAUUUUGAGGUUAGGAUAUCAAGCGAUACCCAUUUAAAGAUUGAUCUGACCUCGGCACAGUCCUGAUCAGAGGAACAGUUUCAGAGAAUUUUAAGUUAUCACCCAGUCAGACGUUCUAGGUGUAGCAUGAGUCCAGGCGAUCCCCAGAUUUCCUCAAUUCCAGCUGGAAAGCAUAAUAAGCGUUUGGGCCACCACAGUGACAAUAGCGCCUUUGAGGGGAUAUUGGAUAGGUCCAUAGUCUGUGGGCAGGAGACUGGCCUUCACACCUCUCCAGGAGGCUGUGGCAUGGGAGCCUCCAUCAAACAGUACUCCUGGCAUAGUAAUAAAAAAAAUAUAGCACACCCAGGACUUAUGCAUACAGAGCCUGCCACAUAUAGAACCUGGAAUAAUUUGCCAAAUGGCAAUAUGGAUUUAGAAAGCCCAGCCUGUUGGUUCCAAACACAACGUACGCCAGCAGUAUAUCUUAUGAAAAUUUACUGGAAAAUGAGAUUGCAAACAUUUGAAAAAUUAACCCCUUAAGGACACAGUUUCAGAAAUAAAAGGGAAUUAUGAUGGAAUAUUACCGUCAUGUGUCCUUAAGGGGUUAAACUCCCAGACUCCGUGGCUUUGUUUUGCCUGGGUUUAGAUCUUCCGAAGGUUAUUCAGUUCACAGAAAGAAUACGUUAGCUGGUUCUGAGGGCAAAUGAGAGAAAAGUAGAGAACAUCAGUAACACACUGUCCAAUUAAUAUUAUAGAAAAAUCUGUAAAUAAAUGUAAAAAAAAGGGGGGGGUCCUGAAGGACAGAAUUUAUUUUUUUUCAGUUCUAAAUUUACAUCAGUCAACUUCCUAUUAUAAAUAGAAAGAUCAGUAGUAUAGUGCUCCAUAAGGCUAUUUAGAUGGAGGGAGUGGUGCACUCCCUUUGAAUGUUGUGAGGAGGUUCUGGGGAACAUUGCUGCACACCCCUCUGAGUUACGUAGCAUGGCAGGAUUGAAUCUAUACCUGACUGUGCAGCAUGUGCUUAUUUACAGCUAUGCUUUUCUUGAGAUCCUGGAGAGAAUCAGCAGCACAAUGUCCAUGGCUAGAGAAGACAAGCAAAACAUAGAAAUGUCAUGACAUAUUCCCACCUCUUUUAGUGUGUAAGGGCAUCAAGGUUUCCUUUGGACUCAUGCUCCAGGUGUUUUUGGAACUUGGCAACACUCCUGGUAUCAGGGCGGGUCUGGGAAGAAAAUUCGGCCAGGGCAUUUUUUAAUUACAGCGGACCACUGGAAGAGCCAGAUAGGGUGUGUUUUGUCAUCACCAAUGACAAGAAUGCCCCAUCCCAAAGUGAGCAUGUUGGUUCCAUGCUCUUCCAGGCCAGACCAUGCGCAGAGCUCUGCACAAUGCAAGCAAAUGUAAUAACAUGCUUGCACUGUGUUUACAUGAAAUUUGUCUCUGGUGUCUCCAUAGAUGGGAUACCAGGAGACAAAAAUGCCAGGAAAGAGUAUUGUGCAGUGUGUGUGAGGAUGCAGUGUGUGUGAGGGUGGUGUGUGUGUGUGUGUGUGUGUGUGUGUGUAAGGGGUGUAGUGUGUAUGAAAGAGGGGUGCUGUGUGGGUAAGGGUGCUGUGUGUGUGCUGUGUGUGCAGUGUGUGUGAUAGGUGCAGUGUGUGUGUGAAGCUGCUGUGUUUGAGUGAGGGGGCUAUGUGCAUGUGAGGAAGCUGUGUGUGAGGGUGCAGUGUGUGUGUGUGAAAGCGAGGGUGCUGUGAGUGUCAGGGGUGCAGUGUGUGUGUGUGUGAGAGAGGGUGCUGUGAGUGCCAGGGGUGCAGUGUGUUUGUGAGUGAGGGUGCUGUGAGUGUCAGGGGUGCAGUGUGUGUGUGAGUGAGGGUGCUGGUGUGUGAAUAUGUCUGGAGGGCUUUUGUGUUGGGGUAGGCAGAUUAUUAUCUAUAUAUUAAUUUAAAAAAUAAAGAUGUAUUGAUUAUAUCCCCCUUCCCUUCUUACCUUUAGCCUGGGAGGGGGGGACUGUGCUGCCAUCCCUGGUGGUGCUAGUGGUGAGUGAACUCUAGCCUGCGAAACCCAGAGUGUUGCCAAGGCAGCGCUCAAUAUCUCGCAAGAGGAACCUGACGGGCUGCAAGAUAGGGUUCAUCUUUUGUCUCUCUUCCUCUCUCCCCCGCCGGCAGCCGCAAUUCACUACAUGUGGGCUGGUGAGGGAGAUCUACGAUCUCCACACUGGGCCGUCAUGAUACACAGUGGGGGCGCAGCUCGGAUAGUGCCGUUCCUGCAUAGACCGGCAGGGGAAAUCCUGUGAUCUCCCCUGCCAGUCUCGGCCCAUGGCCACUGCGGCCCACCGGGCAUUUGCCCAGUGUGCCCGAUGGCCAAUCCGGGCCUGCCUGGUAUAUCCUUACUAUUAUAUUUAUAUCGGCCUCUGUUCCCUAGACCAGGAAUUGUGUUGAAAUGACAAGGGAAUUGCAAAUUUUAUUUGAAUAACUUUUUUCAGUUCAACUGACUUUACCUACAAUUAGCAAAUCCCACGUCAAAGCUCUACAAUUGACAAUGUAAUAAGUAAACCCCCUGUUUGUUUUCCAAUGAUAAAUAGGUUUCUAUAGAACCCACACUAUGCCAGUCCUCCACAAUGUAAUGGUAUGGUCCUCCACAAUGUAGUCCCUGCAGCAACACAAACUGCGAUUAGAUAAUCACAAUAACUUUCUAUGAUAUGAGUUACCAUAUCCUGAACCAAACAGAAUUGUUCCUGAGGAAGGAAGAAUCAAGGAAUUAGGAAAGGUCACCAAAGUCUGGCGUUUUUAAUAAUACCUAUAUUGUUUUUCUAAAUAGGAAGGAUUAUGAUUGGGUGCGAAAUGUCCAGAGCUUUCCAGUGUCUAAAAUGUGACUGCCCUCUUUUUUUGUUAUAGUUUAAUAGCAGAGUGACCGGUGUCUCUCCUGUAUUGAGGGAUGGGGAGUGUGGCCAGGUGCCAUGGGACGUGACAUCUCACACGCAGGGAAACUCUCACCCUGUGACAGAGAGGUUUGAUGCAGUUACGGUGUGUGUGGGGUAAGAAGUAUGAAUAUCUCUAAUCUGUGACUGUCUGUGUGAGCCAAUGCUCUCCUUUGUUCUCACUGUGUGAUCUGUUCAUAAUACAGAAUAAUAGACAGCAGGGGCAUACCUAGAGCAUUUGGCUGUAUUUGUAAUUUUUUUUAAUGUUUUCAAGAAUAUUUAUUGCACAAAUUUGUAAACUUAUGUUAGAAAGAGUCCCCUCAAGGCCCCAUUAGAGACUACAAUGAAGUCUAAUGGACCCUGGAGAGGGGUCUCUCUAACACUCUGGCCCCCAUUCACAAUAUAGUAAUAUAACAUAGCUCACUAAUACCCAAGUUUUGCUCCUCGCUCUAAUUGCUGUUGUAGGCUGGCUGCUGUGGCUGGCUGCCACCCCCCCCAGCCCCUUUGUGCAUCUGUUUCUCCCCACCCCCUUUGUGUGUCUUUUUUCCCCUUCCCCAGCCCCUCUGUGGGUCUCUUUGUCCCCACAGCCAAAUACAUACAUAUAUAUACAAAAUAUAUCAAAAUCUCAAAAUAACUUUUAAAAGUUUAUCCAAAAAAUAUUAAAUCAUUCUAAAAGCAUAUAAAAAAAAUAUUCAAUUGAGGUCUUUAUUGCUAUUAUCCCUUCUAAUUGUGUGACCAUUACAGCUUAACUUAUAGUAUAUAUAUAUAUAUAUAUAUAAAUAUUUUUUUUUUUAUUUCUUCAAAAGGUUCAAAAAGAACUUUGGAUUCAAAUGAAAAUAUUUGACAAGCUCUAUUUGAUAUCUACAGAUCUUAAUUUCUUUGUGUUUUUCCUUUUUUUUUUUUUUUUUUUUAGGCAUUACUCUCAUCCUUAUAUUCCAGACAUCCCAGGGAUUGAUACCUUCCAAGGUGAGAUAUUAACAACCUUAUGGGGUUACACUAGGAGCAUAGUUGCAUUUGGAGCCCAUCACUUUGGUUGUUGGUGGAAGGUGAAUGCAAAGCUAUUCUAGAGGACUGGAGAUCAUUUUUGUCCUUUGCGUCUUCAGGUAAACUGCUGCACAGUCAUUCUUACCGCUAUCCAGAAAUGUUCACCUCUCGUUCGGUGGCCCUUUUAGGUUGUGGACCUUCUGGAGUGGAUAUUGCCCAUGAGCUGGCUCCUUAUGCACAACAAGUCACCCUAUGCCAUCGUGGCCCACCCCCAAAGUGGACUCCUCCUACAGGUGUAACUCUGGCACCAACGGUGGUCGGUGCCACUCCACAUCAUCUAAUCUGUGAGGAUGGAUCUCAACUGGAAGCUGAUACUCUAAUUUUCUGUACUGGAUAUAAAUAUUAUUAUCCAUUUCUGAUGAAAAAGAAAGAGCCAAGAAUGCUGAAGAACACAGAAGAAAAUGGAGAGACUAUAGUUAAAGAGUGUUUUGAGUCUGAUUCCAUAAUGAACAGAACCGGAUUGCUUUUGGCAACUCAAGAAGAGCUGGAAAGUAUUGAACUGAUGAAAUGUAAAGAUAGGUUGGAGUUAAGUAAGAAAAAUACCAAUUGGUUCAUGAUGAACGAUGAACUAGUGGUUCCAAAUGAAGGUCAAGGCCACCUUCCUCCACUCUACAAACAUCUAAUCCAUGCCCUCUACCCCACCAUGUGCUUCAUAGGCGCAUGCAAGAUAGUGUUACCAUUUCCUCUGUGUCAUUACCAGGUUCUCCUAUUCUUGGCAGUGCUGGAAGGAAAAUGCCUACUACCUUCUCCAGAGCAAAUGCUUUCUGAAUCCCUUGAUGAAUUAAAGAACCACCUGAGUUUGCAAUUGCCCCUCAAAUUUCUCCAUCGUCCAGACCUGUGGGAGUAUAAACACUGGCUUGCAGAGACAGCAGGUUUUGAGCCAUUGCCUCCUGUAAUGAAGAAGAUAUUAGAGACUUGCAAGCAAUGGAUGGAAAUAAACCCUGUGUCAUAUCGAGAUUUCAACUUUGAAGUCUUGAGCAAAGAUGAAUUUAGAGUAAUGCAAGGAGAUGCAACUAUCCUAGUGGAGCCCGUUUCAUCUAUUGGUUCAUUUGAGAGCUAAAUUGUUUGCUCAAUUUUUUUUACUAUAAAUCUACGGGAGAUGCAUCAUUUAACAGGUUGUGUUUUAAUACAGAUUGUGCUGAUUAGAGUAAAAUACAGUCGUAAUUUUAAGAUAUAUUGUACAAACUUACCCUCAAGAUCCGCAUGCAGGACAGAAUGUGAGGUAUCCAACCAUCGACAGGUGUCUCAAUGAUAGUAACCGUACCACUGAUAAAAAUAGACUCCUCAGCAGUUGCAUUUUCCAAACAAGGGACUCUUUUAAAUUUAAUUCAGUAUUCCUUCUAUUAUUGGACACACACAUCAUUAAAUUUUACUGCAUAUACAUUUUUGGGCGUAUGGUAAUUAUUACCUGUCUUUUUAUGUUCUUUGUUUGCAAGUCACGUUUAUUUAACAAACUGAAUCGUUUAAUCCAUUGGUAUUUCAGUUAUGAAUAGAGGAUGCCUUUUUAACAGAAAAUAAACGUUUUUAACCUAGAAUCCCUAAAUAAUUUUGUCAAUUCUGUAUCAACAUUUAAUGAUAUCAGUAGGUCCAAACAGCUGACAAAACAUUAAUAUCAGCAGGUAACCUGGUAAGAAAGAAGGGCGGAAUUUCCCAUUAUGCAGAGUAAGCACUUGUGUACAGAUACCUUGUGAGUAGGGGCCUAUUCACAGCACUUACAAUGUGCCUCGUGGAGCUUAGGUGGGCUAGUAAAGCACUAAGAGCCUUGGUCAGUGUCUCCUGUAGUCCACUCAAACUCCUAUGUUUGAUAGCAGAGUUAGAGAAACAGUUUUAGAAGGUGUAAAACUCAGUGCUAUCCCAGCUCCUCCAGUGUCUGUGUGUGAGGCUGUACAGGAAGUGGAAGGGAUCACUUCCUAUCUGCCCACUAACAGCCUCUCACACAGGAAAUGCCUUACAGGAGGAGCAAGGAUAGCACUGAGUGAUGCACACUGCAUCACAGCUCCUGCAGCUCCAAUAUCAAUCAAAGGAGGCUAAGAAGUCAUAGGAUGGUGAAUACUCUGCAAAUAAUCCUUCAAACUCCACAUGUAACCCUAAACACAAACUCUCCCAAAACCUAAACAAACUCUUUCCUUAGUCCAAUAAUUAAGCAAUCAAAGCCUAAAUGUGAAACAAAAUCCUUCACCUUUAUCCUAGCUUUAACUCCUAUAAAAAAUUUUUACAAAAUUAAACACACCACGUAGUCCAAUACUAACUUUAAAGAGACGCUAUAGUCACCAGAAC